AUGGGAAGCGGCCUGCCCACCCCUCCGUUGGAGGACCAAAAGUCUAGGAAGAGCUCAUCCAGCUCGAAGUCCAUCAAGCCCAACCGCCACACCGCCAAGCGCGCCAGCCCUCACAACGCUACACAACAUCACGACCAUGCCUCGCAAGGCAUGUCUGCCGAUGGCCGCCACAAGAGAGUAUGGAAGGCCUGUGAAAGAUGUCGGAUGAAGAAGACAAAGUGCGAUGGAGAGUUCCCCUGUAAGAGGUGUAAGGACGAUGGUCUCGUCUGCACCGCCGGCGUCCGCAAGAAGACGGAAUACAAGCAGCUCCCUAGGGGAUACGCCGAAGUCCUGGAGCACACUCAGUUUGCCCUCAUCGCCACCGUCCACAAGCUCUACUCCAUGGUUAGGAAUCAGCAGCAAUGGGACCUGGGCGAACCCGAGCUCAAUGACAGAGGGCAACCCGUCAUCCACAACAUUGCUCAGAAGCUUGGAUGCAUCCGCCCCAACAGCGACAUCGACCUGCCGGUGCACUCAGUCUUUCCCGAGGACGAGGCCGGCCUGACCGAGCUGGCGCGUCAACUGGAGGAGCAACAGAAGGAACGCGACGUCGAGAACGCGAUGAAGAUCGAGGUCGACUCGACCUCUAGCUGCGAACGAUCGGACCGCGCCAGCUCUUCCGAGAUCGACCACUCCGAGUUUGAGGCCGACUACCGCAAGGCUGUCUUUGGCGGCCAUAACAACCCGAUGACCAUGUCGCCGCAGAGCUUCUCGACAGGCUACACCGAAUUCGACGUCGACUCGGUCGCCUCGCCCGUCGACCCGGCCGCUGUAAUGUUUCAGCAACAAAACCAGUCGCCGCCUAUGAACGCCUACCAGCAAUGGAGCAUGCCCAGGCAAUCGGCGCCCCCCUCCAUGGACCUCACGCAACAAUUCUUCCAGCACCCAGGUGCUCUCACCAAUAUGGACAUGCUCAACCAGGGCCUCAUCGAGUCUGAAUUUGGAACCAUCAAGCCUCAUGUCCUCAACUGCCCAAAUCCGGAAGUCAUGAUGGGCAUGGGCGACCCAAUGAUCUACGGAGGCUACGACGGAGAGCCAUUGCGACUGUAA
This is a messenger RNA of Colletotrichum higginsianum IMI 349063, 1089 nucleotides long. Its product is annotated as C6 transcription factor. The transcript is spliced from 2 exons. Gene Ontology annotation, molecular function: DNA-binding transcription factor activity, RNA polymerase II-specific; zinc ion binding. The record is from RefSeq and is a predicted model, not a curated record. Lineage: Eukaryota; Fungi; Ascomycota; Sordariomycetes; Glomerellales; Glomerellaceae. The coding region runs from base 1 to 1089 and encodes 362 amino acids. Gene Ontology annotation, biological process: regulation of DNA-templated transcription.